UUGUAGGAAGUUCCUGGGAUGUUGUUUUGGCGUUUCUCAGAGCACGUGGAGGCAUACUGUAGCUUUCCAUGCUCGUCUGUGGAGUGUCAUUAGCGCAUCGGGUUGAGAGAUGUCAGCGGGAGGCCAGGCCACCAGGAGCCGGGAUAUCCCAGCCGUUAGGCGGGUCGCUAUCCACGACGCUGCGCAUUUGCCCAACGACUACUCCACGACCCCGGGAGGAACUCUGUUCAGCACCACGCCUGGAGGUACCAGAAUCAUCUACGACAGGAAGUUCCUCCUGCAGUGUCGGACAUCUCCCCUGACUCGCACGCCUCCCAACCUGCCUGACAUCCCAGGCGUCACCCGGCCACUCAAGCCCGAUGCCUCCAGCGAUACAAACCAGCCCGAUCAGUCGCUCAGCAACAAUACGGAGCACAGCGUGCAUGCAGAGGAGAGUGCAGGUGAAGAUGCCCAGUUUGAGAUGGACAUCUAAAGCGGGUCAGCUUUAAGGAUUAAAGCAACAUAGUUUAUAGUUUUUGUUUACCGGUAUUAAAAAAGCAUCUUUUAAAAUGAUGAGCCUUUUUUGUGUGUAAUCUGUGUUCAGAAUUGCUCUGAAAACCUUUUGUAAUGCCUCUCCUGUUCAAGUGUGCAUGAACAGUUUCUUCUUUUCUUUGUAUGAUCUGUGAAAUAUUUGACAAGUAGGUCAAGGUUUUGUUACAAUUAAAUAAUUAAAAUUGUAUGUAAUUUCACUCAUUUCUCAACUUUGAUGACUUGUCUUUAAUUUGUUUUUACCAAUAAAAAAAGAGAGAGACCGA
This is a messenger RNA of Oreochromis aureus, 794 nucleotides long. RefSeq names its product eukaryotic translation initiation factor 4E-binding protein 1-like. Gene Ontology annotation, molecular function: eukaryotic initiation factor 4E binding. Gene Ontology annotation, cellular component: cytoplasm. The coding region runs from base 110 to 472 and encodes 120 amino acids. The transcript is spliced from 3 exons. Gene Ontology annotation, biological process: negative regulation of translational initiation. The record is from RefSeq and is a predicted model, not a curated record. NCBI's taxonomy places the organism in Eukaryota, Metazoa, Chordata, Actinopteri, Cichliformes, Cichlidae.